ACGUUGCUUUUGGCACAGCUGCUCCCGGUGACCACCUGCUGCUGACAACCAUGAGGGCCGUCUUUAUUGUGUUGCUGGCAGCGGUGGCUGCUGGCCAAGAAUUACAACGAACGCAGUACACCACAGCUGUGCGACUGGCCGCCCCGGGAUUCUUCUCCUUCUCUUCUGGUUCUGCUAACCGAUUCCAGGGCAAUUCCUUUUCUUCCGCCGGAAACUUAAACAACCAAUUCCAAGCAAACGGUCUUCAAAAUAAUCAAGGCUUUUCCUCUGGGGGCGGUUCUGGUUCAUUCCAGAACAGCCAGAGAGGAAGCUUUAGGUCAAGUCCUCUUGUGGGAAGCAGCAGCCCAUCUGGUUCUUUCUCAAGUCAAGCCGGAAACCAGUUUGGCGUUUCUGGAGGCAGAUUCAACUUUUUCCAAACCCAAGGAAGUAAUUUCCAAUCGGGCAGCAGCAACCAAAAUUCAGGAGGAUCAUUCCAGUUUGGUUCACCUGCUGUUAAACUUGCUGGUUCUGACGCAGGGAAUGGCUUCAGUCAGCCUGGAUCAUUCCAAAACAAUCAAGGCCAACAAGGACAACAACAGGUUUCGGUCAAACUUGCAGGAUCUUCAUUCCAAAGCAGCUCCUUCCAGAACAAUCAAGGUGGCACAGGCAUCCGAGGAAGUGCUGGCAGUGCCGUUGGACCUGCAGGCAGCCAGAGAGGAACUAGCACCGUAUUUAGAGCUGGAGGAAGCCAAGUAGGUGUUGGCAGUGGAGUCAGCCAGGGAAGUUCUGGUGGCGCUAUCAGUGCAGGAACUGGAACAGGAAACCGCCAAGGAAGUACUGGCAGCGCAUUCACAGCUGGAGGCAGUCAGAGAGGUGGAAGCACUUUUGGAGCUGGAGGAAGCCAAAGAGGUUCUGGCAGUGUAUUCGGAAGUGCAACUGGAGGCCGACAACAAAGCUUUGGCAGUACAUUCAGAGCAGGAGCUGGAAGUUCCCAAGGGAGUACUGGUAGCACAUUUGGACCUGGAACCAACCAAGGAGGCACUGGCAGCGGCUUUGGAGUAAGUCAGCAAGGAGCUACUGGCAGUGUGUUCCAAGCAGGAGCUGGAGGUCGCCAACAGAGUUCUGGCACCACAUUCAGAGCAGGAGGUGCUGGCAGUGGAUUUGGAACCGGAACUGGAGGCCAACAAGGAGCUGGCAGUAGAUUCGGUGCUGGAGGCAGUCAGGGAGGUUCUGGUAGUGGUUUUGGAUCAGGAGCUGGAGGCCAACAAAGUACUGGCAGCAGAUUUGGAGCUGGAGGUAGUCAAGGAAGUUCUGGCAGUGGAUUUGGUGUAGGAACUGCAGGCCAACAAGGAGCAGGCAGUAGAUUCGGUGCUGGAGGUAGCCAGGGAGGUUCUGGUAGUGGAUUCGGAGCAAGCACUGGAGGCCAACAAGGUGCUGGCAGCAGAUUUGGAGCUGGAGGCAGCCAAGGAGGAGCAGGAGGCAGCCGAGGAGGUGCUGGCAGUGGUUUUGGAUCAGGAGCUGGGGGCCAACAAGGUGCUGGCAGCAGAUUUGGGGCUGGAAGCAGCCAAGGAAGUUCUGGCAGUGGAUUUGGAUCAGGAAUUGGAGGCCAAGGUGCUGGCAGCAGAUUUGGAGCUGGAGGUAGCCAAGGAGGCGCAGGAGGCAGCCGAGGAGGUGCAGGAGGCAGUGGAUUUGGAUCAGGAGCUGGAGGCCAACAAGGUGCUGGCAGCAGAUUUGGAGCUGGAGGUAGCCAAGGAGGUGCAGGAGGCAGCCGAGGAGGUGCUGGCAGUGGAUUUGGUGUAGGAACUGCAGGUCAACAAGGUGCUGGCAGCCGAUUUGGUGCUGGAAGCAGCCGAGGAGGUGCAGGAGCUGGAAGCCAAGGUGCUGGUAGCAGAUUCGGUGCUGGAGGUAGCCAAGGAGGUGCAGGGGGCAGUGGGUUCGGAGCAGGAGCCGGAGGCCAAGGUGCAGGAAGCAGAUUUGGUGCUGGAGGCAGUCAGGGAGGUGCUGGAAGCGGGUUCGGAGCAGGAGCCGGAGGCCAACAAGGUGCAGGCAGCAGAUUCGGUGCUGUAGGCAGUCGAGGAGGCACAGGCAGUGGCUUUGGCACUGGAAGCAGUCAAGGAGGAGCAGGCAGUGCAUUCGGAGCAGGAGCUGGAGGCCAGCAAGGUGCAGGCAGUAGAUUCAGAGCUGGUAGCGGCCAAGUAGGUGCUGGCAGUGGAUUCGGUGGCUGGCAGCUGGAAGUGGAUUCGGAGCUGGAGGUGCUGGCAGUGGAUUCGGAGCUGGAGGUGCUGGCAGUGGAUUCGGAGCUGGAGGUGCUGGCAGUGGAUUCGGAGCUGGCGGCGCUGGUGGAUCAUUCCUAAGUAGUCUUGGGAAUGCAGGGUCUGUUUCAGGCUUUGAAGACCUACAGUAUGCUGAUGGAAUCUUCGAGCCCUUGAACCUCCCAGCAGGAGCCACUGCUUUGUUAGGAGACAUCUCGACGUCCUUCUCUUGUUCUGAACGUCCUUAUGGUUACUAUGCUGACCAGGACAACUCCUGCAAUAUCUUCCAUAUCUGUUAUCCUGCACUCUUCUCCAAUGGUGCCAUUGAAACUUAUCAAUACAGCCUACUGUGUGGUGAGGGCUCCGUGUUCGACCAGAAACAGCUGACUUGCGUAGAACCAUCAGAAGCUAUCCCAUGCCAGGAGUCGUCUAACUUCUUGUACGUAAAUGAACAAUUUGGCCGCCCUGAAGAAAAGGGCAUUUGAAAGCCCUCAAGAUGCUCACGACAACGACCAUGAAUAAGAAAUUCUCCUAGGAAAUAGUACAAGUGGUUUAUGCAACAUGUUUAUAGGUAACACUAGCUAAUAAAUUGCAUGUCCUA
Messenger RNA from Penaeus vannamei (Pacific white shrimp), 2832 nucleotides. The record is from RefSeq and is a predicted model, not a curated record. Lineage: Eukaryota; Metazoa; Arthropoda; Malacostraca; Decapoda; Penaeidae.